Messenger RNA from Myotis lucifugus (little brown bat), 6164 nucleotides. It is a transcript of the gene RBM33, whose product is annotated as RNA binding motif protein 33. The transcript is spliced from 18 exons. Gene Ontology annotation, molecular function: RNA binding. Lineage: Eukaryota; Metazoa; Chordata; Mammalia; Chiroptera; Vespertilionidae. Bases 19 to 3561 code for a protein of 1180 amino acids. The record is from RefSeq and is a predicted model, not a curated record.
UAGCUGGCGCGUUCGUGAAUGACAAUGACUGUAAUCCACAGAUGGAAGGCUCUCGGAAGCCCGACCCCAGAAAAUGAUGACUUUGACCAAUUUGAUAAGCCGGGUGCAGAGCGGUCCUGGAGGAGAAGGGCUGCAGAUGAGGACUGGGACAGUGAACUUGAAGAUGACUUACUUGGAGAAGAUUUGCUGUCUGGCAAAAAGAAUCAGUCGGAUUUGUCAGAUGAAGAGCUGAACGAUGAUCUUUUACAGAGUGAUAAUGAAGACGACGAAAAUUUCAGUUCUCAGGGUGUCACAAUUAGUCUGAAAACCACAUCUGGCAUGGUCACAUCAUAUGAACUGGCUGACAACACUAAUGACCAGUCUGGAGAACAGGAAUCCGAGUAUGAGCAAGGAGAGGAUGAACUGGUUUAUCACAAGUCCGAUGGGUCUGAAUUGUAUGCUCAUGAGUAUCCGGAGGAAGGACAGUAUGAAGGCCAGGAUGCCGAGCUGACAGAAGACCACAUGGAGUAUGUGGAAGAGCCAGAGGAGGAGCAGCUGUACAAUGACGAAGUGUUGGACAUCGAGAUCAAUGAGCCUUUAGAUGAAUUCACAGGCAGUAUGGAGACUUUGGAAAUGCAGAAGGAAAUAAAAGAAGAAUCAGAUGAAGAAGAUGAUGAGGAUGAAGAAUCUGGAAGAUUGCGUUUCAAAACUGAAAGGAAAGAAGGAACAAUUAUUAGGCUCUCAGAUGUAACUCGAGAGAGAAGGAACAUUCCAGAAACUUUGGAGCUUUCAGCAGAAGCCAAAGCUGCGUUGCUUGAGUUUGAAGAAAGAGAACGCCAGCAUAAGCAGGGCCGCUAUGGUUCAAGGCGGGGCGGAAGGAGAGGAGGUCCUUUAAUGUGUCGUGGAAUGGGGGACCAGAGAAGAGAGAACAGUGAGAGGGGCCGCAUGAAGGACCACAGACCUGCGCUGCUCCCCACACAGCCUCCUGUGGUGACGCACUCUCCAAGAUUAAUUCCUCCAACCCAGCCUCAGCCUCCCCCCCCACCGCCACCCCAGCAGCAGCCCAUUCGGAGCCUGUUCCAGCAGCAGCCCCUGCAGCCCCUGCUGCCCCUGCAGCAUCCGCACCACCCCUCCCCUCCACAAGGAAUGCAUGUGCCACCCCAGAUGGAGGCGCCCAGGGUGAUGAUGACCCCUCCACCUGUGACCCCACAGCAGCCCAAGAACAUCCACAUAAACCCCCACUUCAAAGGAGCGGUGGUGACGCCCGUGCAAGUGCCCUUGCUGCCAGUCCCGAGCCAACAGAGACCUGCGGUGGGACCCCAGAGAUUCCCAGGCCCUCCAGAAUUCGCACAGCACACCCCUGGACCGGUUCCCAACAAUUUUAGCCAGCCCCCACGGCUUCCUCUGCAGGACCAGUGGAGAGCACCACCCCCUCCCCAGGAGCGAGACCCCUUCUUCUUAGGAGUUUCAGGUGAACCUCGUUUCCCGAGUCAUCUCUUUCUGGAGCAGCGAAGCCCCCCACCACCGCCACCCCCUCCAACACUUCUCAGCAGCGCUCACCCGGUGCCCACGCCCAGUCCCUUACCAUUCACUCAGCCCGGACCAGCUUUUAAUCAGCAAGGACAGCAGCCCGUGUUCCCUAGAGAGAGGCCUGUGAGGCCCACCCUGCAGCCUCCAGGUCCCGUGGGCCUGCUGCACUUCAGCCAGCCAGGGUCCGCUGCCACGCGGCCUUUCAUUCCUCCUCGACAGCCCUUCCUGCCAGGCCCCGGACAGCCAUUUCUGCCCGCACACGCACAGCCUAACCUGCAGGCAUGGCAGGGGCCCCUGCACCCCCCGUUGCCCCCUCCCCACCAGCCUCCACCGCAGCCUCAGCAGCAGCCCCCGCUGCAGCCACCUCCGCAGCACCCACCGCCCCCCCAGCCGCAGCACCAGCCUCCUCACCAGCCGCAGCAGCACCAGCACCACCACCACCUGUCUGUUCCCCCGCCACCUCUGAUGCCCAUGUCGCAGCCCCAGUUCAGGCCUCAUAUGCAGACGGCUCAGCCUCAGCAGAACAGCAGUCGGAUGCAGUGCCCCCAGCGCCAGGGGCUGAGGCAUAAUACGACGUCUCAGAAUGUAACCAAACGGCCAAUGCAGCAGCUGCAGCCAACUGCUGCCAGAAACAGUAACUUGCGUGAGUUACCAAUAGCGCCCUCGCACGUCAUGGAACUGAGUAACAGUCGUGGUGCAUCCACGCCUGGUGCUCAUGGAAAGCCGAUGGACAGCAUGUCACCACCCUUGAGACCUGGGCCUAGGAACACACAGGGGAAGACGGACUUGAAGGCCAAGCCCAUUAGCCCUGAGGGUCAACCUAAGGAAGAAGCAAAAGCAGAACCAGAGUUUCCUGAUGAAGAUGAAGAAACGAGGCUGUACCGCUUAAAGAUAGAAGAGCAGAAGCGCCUACGGGAGGAGAUCCUGAAGCAGAAGGAGAUGCGCCGGCAGCAGCAGGCCGGAGCCAGGAAGAAGGAGCUACUGGAGAGGCUGGCGCAGCAGCAGCAGCAGCAGCAGCAGCAGCAGCAGCAACAGCAGCAGCAGCAACAGCAGCAGCAGCAACAGCAACUCUGCAGCACUGGGGCCCCUGCGGAGCGGGAAGAGCCACCGGCGUUGCCAUUGCCGUUGCCCACCAAUGGAAACCCCUUGCUACCCUUCCCUGGUGCCCAGGGCCGACAGAAUGUGAAAAACAGACUUCUCGUGAAAAACCAAGAUGUUGCUCUUUCAAGUCUUCAGCCGAAGACGUCAAACUUUGUGCCACCUGGUGCUAACAUGCAGUAUUCAGGACAGCCGGUCAAACCACUGAAGCACUUGAGACACAGAGUCCUGCAGGCACAGCCCGAGGAUGGGGACGAGCCGCCCCCAGCACAGACCGCCCGAGUGACAGCCCUCCAGGGCCGGCCCCCUGACUCCAAGCCUGGCGCCAAAAGGACUGUCAUGCACCGGGCAAACAGCGGUGGCGGAGAUGGGCCGCAUGUCAGCUCCAAAGUCAGGGUGAUUAAGUUGUCAGGUGGGCAGGGAGGAGAGAGCGAUGGCUUUUUUCACCCGGACGGCCAGCCCCAGCGGCCUCCCCAGCCUCCAGAAGUGAGACAGCAGCCUGCCCGCAAGGUGACGCUGACCAAGGGGGCCCUUCAGCAGCCCCAGCACCUGCCAGUCGGGACCCAUGUGUACUCAGCAGGCCCUCCGGGCAUCAAGAGCAUCCAAGGGAUUCACCCCGCCAAGAAGGUCGUCAUGCAUGGCAGAGGCCGGGGAGCAGCAGGGCCAAUGGGCCGCGGGCGCCCGAUGCCAAAUAAGCAGAACCUGCGGGUGGUGGAGUGCAAGCCGCAGCCCUGCGUUGUGUCUGUCGAAGGCCUGUCGUCAUCCACCACUGACGCCCAGCUGAAGAGCCUGCUCAUGUCAGUGGGACCCAUCCAGAGUUUACAGAUGCUUCCCCAGCAACGGAAAGCCAUAGCCAAGUUUAAGGAGCCAGCCCAUGCGUUAGCAUUUCAGCAGAAGUUCCACAGGCACAUGAUAGAUUUGUCCCACAUAAACGUGGCCCUGAUUGUGGAGUGAUUUCUAGCAGGGAGGCCGACCUUACACUGCACACACAGCUGUGGACUUGCUUCAAGGAAGCUGCCGGCACAGGACCUGCCAGCGAGGUCUCCGUCCAGUCUGCUAACUCUUGUCCAGAGCGCCGGGCUGCCCAGUGUUGGUUCCGGGAGAGCUGAACUUGCAGGACAUGGCAGGCUGGAGUUCGGUGUUGAUGGCUUCAAAUUCUGUGGCCACUUCCGAGAACUCCAGUUUUUGUUUUCUUUUGUUUUCAAAGUGCUUACAAUGCAUGUAGACACUGUUCUUCGUAAUUUUACCGUCUGAUCGAUCGCUCACCGUGACUUAGGUUCAGGGAGGAACAUUAGCAGCACAAAUUCUAAGUACUUUCCACAGCAAAGAAUAUUUGAUAAUGGUUGCACUUAUCUUCAGUGCAGGCUAGACCAGAGGUGUCUUCUCAGAAAGCCCUCUACUGGUUCUUGUAAAAACAGGCGAAAAUGUGGGUGAUUGUGAUUGACAGCUGCCUAUCCCAGAAAGCAGGGUGUGAGGGCGGGUGGGGCAGGGGCAUGGUGCGGCAGAUUCUGCUUCCUAUGCACCAGUUGCAUAUUCCGAGUUCCUGAGGGGACUCCCCACCCGUUUUUAAGUUCUCAAAUAGGGCGAGGACCAGGUGGUCGCCACUGCGCUUCCCUGGGGGCAGAGAAGCCGGGGUGCUGCUCUGGCCGGGGCCCUCACUGGAGCUCCCUGUCUGGUGGGGUGCACAAUGGGCCUGCCGGGCGGAGGGACAGCUUGAAGCUUGAAUAGACUUGGUUGGUUUUUUUCUCUUUAAAUGCAGCCCAAAGCGGCAGAUGUCACUGACUCUGUGGCAUGCAGCGUUCUUCGGGAAGCUGGCUCUCAUUGCUUUGAAUGAUCUUUUUUUUAUAAGGCCUUAGAGUGGUGCUGUGUUGCCCUUCAGUAGACCCAAGGGCAAGGCGACAUAGACCCCAGCACGCCACUCUCCACGGUGUGGUGUGAGGGAGGCUGUCUCACAGGGACCGUGAGACCCAGAGCAAAGUGUGUGUGUCACCCAUGAGUGAGGGUGCAUGGGCUCCUUAAGGUGGGGCCGUGCCCCCACAGACCAACCUUAGGAGAAUUGAUUCUGGGUGAGCGUGGAAAAGUGCCUUACUGCAUUUCUGCUCACGCAGGAGUUCACUAGCAGUUACUCUAACGUGGACCUGACUGAGCGAAUGGCACUGGGGCACACUUAGACUUUUUAGCUGUGUUUUAUACCUAAGACGUCACGUCAGAGUUACCCAUAGAAGUAAUAGAAAUAGAAGCAUGUUGCCACGUACUGUCUGGUUAGCCCAGCGGGGACCAGAUUGGGAGCCCGGAGGCCUGUGCAGAGAUGCUCCUCGAGACUCGGCCUCCUCGUGGGAGCUGACCCAGGUUGUGGGGGCUUGUACCAUCGUGUUUGUACAGUUGAGGUUUUAUUUUACUUUUUCAAAGUAAGUGAGCAGAAGUGGAGGGGAGUAUCUAGACCCUGUGGACCUUGUGUAGUGUUGAUUCUCCGAUGGCAUGGUGUGCUGAGUGAGCCUAGGAAACGAGGGUGCUGCUGAGGGCGCUCCCCGGAGAGGUCAGCUCAGGAAAGUACAGGCACGCCUAGGGUCUGGGAGCACCACCCACUGGGCACCUGGCACCCUGCUCCAGAGAGCCCCUGACUGAGUCAGUGCCCAUGCCCAGCAGCUGCCUGAUGCGGGCUCGCUGCCCACUCUCACACAGCUGCAGGUGAGCUCACAUAGAAACCGUAGCGCAGUGCAUUAAAGUGACAAGGUAGCCGGAAGCUCUAGUUACAGACCACUCCCUACUCUGUGUUGUCAGCGGGAAGGCUCACAGUUGGUGGACUGUCACCGAGGACUUCCUGCCACAACAAGAUAAGUUGAACAGACUUUUGCCGCUUUCUGAAAUAGUCGGAGUGUGCGGUGGCUUGGAGGCCACAGCCCUGCAUGUGGUCUCUGGAGCGUGGGUGUGUAGCGUCCUUCUUUCCAAUCAGUGAUGGUGAGCCCACCUGCCCGGCACCACAGCUGCUGCAGACAGACUCACGGCUGCUUCAGGGCAUGCGAUGAUGUGGGUGCCUGGAUGUGUCUGUGCUGUCUGCACACCCGGGCAUGCUUUUUCUCCAUGCCCUGUCCUCUAGGGGGGCGUGGGCCUUUUCCAGAGCCCAGGUGGGCAUGCUCCACACGGGGCCCCUGGGUGGGGACUCUGCAGUGCAGCCGGGCCCCGGGACAAAGCUGAGUUUCCUUGGAGGAAACGGCAGGAAAGGAAAGCAGCAGCAUUAGGGAGUGAUUUCUUCCCAUUGGUGGUGCACUUCUCACAGGGCACCGAGCUGAGCCCUCUUGGAAGAUCUGUUGCAACCAUUAUCUCUGUUCUUUCUUUAUCAUGCAUUUAAAUGAGACGCAGAUGCAUCCAACACACUGUAAAUACGGACCUUUUAAACUGAAGUGUUAUUGGAGAUGUUUCAAUUCAGCAACACCUUAGCUCUUUGCUAGUUCUUUUGUGUUGUCUCAUCAAAGUUUAAUGGAUGCAGUUCCAUAAUUGUUGACGUGUUCAUGUGUAUAUCCGAUUUUUAUAAAGAUGGGAGUAAGUCAAUACAUUGA